CACCAACUUCCCUCAAUUGCAGUCCAAAUCACCAGAUCAAUUCACCGAUCUGCCAUUCUAUCAUUCCAGCUGACAAUUUAUUCUAUCAUUUGGACUUCACAAGAUGGCUGCUACAUCUACUGCGCUGACCACUAAGGUGGAAAGCGGAUCGCCAUACCAGCUUGAUUCUGCACAGACACUCAAAGCUUCCAAAGCUCUUCUAGCGCACAUCAAAACCAGCGAGAAAGCCACUACUACUGCCUCCGGCAAACAAAGUCUCAUCAAAGAUGAUGCUUCUGACGAAGCAGACGAAGCAGACGACGAAUCGACACCCAUCUGGCUAACUCUCACUACCAAAACGCACAUAAUAACACAAAAGAAAUUCAAGCCGCUGCGCCUCUCCGUCCCCCACGCCCUCAACACCUCCUCCAACACAACCAUCUGCCUCAUAACCGCGGACCCUCAACGCACCUAUAAAGACCUGCUACAAGACCCUACCUUUCCCCCAGACCUCGCAGCUCGCAUCACGAAAGUGGUCGGUGUCAGCAAGCUGAAGAAGAAAUACAACCAGUACGAAGCGCAGCGCAAGCUAUACGCCGAACACGAUAUUUUCCUCGCCGAUGACAGGAUCAUCACGCAAUUGACCAAGCUCUUGGGCAAGACAUUCUACAAGGGCACGACGAAAAGGCCUAUUCCCGUGGGUAUUGCAGAGCCGGCACCGAAAGAGAAUGGCAAGCGCGUGAAGAGUUCUGGUCUUGGAGACGGUGAGCGGAAGGGUGAAGGCAAGACGGGAGGACGUGGUGCGGGGAGUGCGAAGGCUGUAGCUGCGGAGAUUGAGAAGGCUCUUUCUUCGGCGGUUGUUAGCUUGACGCCUUCUACACAAACGGCUGUUAGAGUGGGCUACUCGAGUUGGAGUGCUGAGAAAGUUGCUGCGAAUAUAGAGGCUGUUGCAUCAGGGCUGAUUGAGAACCAUGUACCCAAGAAAUGGAGAGGCGUGAGAUCCAUUCUCGUAAAGGGUCCUCAAACAGCAGCACUUCCCAUCUGGCUCGCUGACGAGCUGUGGGUUGACGAGAAAGCUGUGCUUGGUGAGGAGGAAGCGAGCAAGAUCACCGCGCAGGCGAAUAUCGGAAAGAAGAGGAAGAGCGGGGUUUUGGACGGUGUGGAUGCUGCUAUUGAAGCUGGUGAGAAAGCUGAGGGCAAGAAGAGCAAGAAGCAGAAGGUUGCUGCGGAGACAAAGACGAAGGUGUUGAAGGAGAGUAAUGAUGAUAAUCUGGACAAGGAGAUUAAGAUGCGUAAAGAGAAGCUGAAGAGGCAGAAGGAGGAGGCGGCCAGUGAGGCGGGUGCGGAUGACAUGCCGAAACCCAGUAAGAGAGCGAAGAAGACCACGGCUUAUACUGCUUAGGCGAGAAAAGGAGGCUAUUACUUCUGCUUCAUCUUACUAGAUUAAAAGCUAGACAAGCAUGGCUCGGCGUAUGAGGCGUAUGGGAAGGCGGUCAAAAUCACACUUGGGAUGCGUGCUUUUUGCGAUGUAGCUGUGAAUGGAUGGAUGCUACGUGUAGGGAAGGGAUAGGAAAUCAAAUAUUGUAUUCUCACUUUAGGGUUGCUCUCAAGUCCAUUCAAGUGAUUCUCAUAGCUCAACAUUCUGCUUUCCUUCCUUUUGGAAGCAUGUUCUUCCACUUGCUUGCUGAGUAAUGUUGACUUUCAAGACCUGAAUUGUCUCCACCCAAACGCCAUGUCCAGAUCCAACCUUUUUGAUACAAGAUACAUUUCUCAUUCAUCAGUAAUUACAACUCCAGCUGCCACUCCUCUUCCCCAAUAUCCACAGCUUCAUCAACCUCAUCAAAGCUCCUCCCAAGUCUCCCAUAAUUUUCCUUGAAUGUCUUUCUCAAAAUCUUACUACUCAACUGCAUAUGGCCCCCUUCCGUCUUCUCAAAUUUCAACGCACCCUUCUUAUCCAAACCUUUCAAGCCGAUCCAAUCCUCUUUAUAUAUAGUCCUAUCCCUCAACUCCGUAACCUUCCCGUCCUCAUCCACAUCCGCAAACCAACUACUCUCCUUCGGUACAACUGUUUCAUCAUCGUCAAACAGCACCAUGGUAAACCUCUCUAGCUUUUCCAAAUUCGCUUUGUAACUAGCGUUUUUGAGAAGACGCUCGUUGUUGAUGUCGGCAAGAAAAUUGGAGAAUUCCAGGUAGGACUCAAGUUGGGCAGGGUCGCGGAAGUAUUGCGCGGGUACCAGGCGGGAUUGUACGAAGGAGGACCAGGUGUUGGAGCGGAGGAGGCCUUGUGCGCCUUUGCAGACCCAGUCUCCUGAACUACAAGUCUGGAAUUCGGAGAUGCCGUUGUGUUGCGAGCCGAAUGUUACAAGGGAGCGUACUGGCGGGAUGUUGCACCGUUCAAUAUACCCUCUUAAGAACUGUCCGCCCUGAGAGAAGCCUAGAGCGUCAACAGCGGGUGCGGUGGAUAAAAUGGGAUGGGCUGCUAGGUCGGCGCAGACUUGUUCGAUUUGGAGAGUUAGGUUGCCGAAGAAUGUUGCCGUGCGGUCGGAAGAAGCGUCUUCGUCGAGACGGAUUAUAUAUGUGAAUGUACCAGGGUGAAUCUUUUCUGCGAGGGAGGCGACGUCUGCAAGACCAUCUGCUGCGUAGUUGUCGCCUAGGCCGUGCCAGAUUAUGAGGGGAAGGGGAUUGUCAUCAUCGUCUGACGUAGAGCUGGUGAUGGAGGGGUUUGGUGGCGGGAGGGUUUGAGAGCGUAGGAUUGCGGCGUAAAGGAGUGGAGUCGCAGAGAGAAGGGCCAGGAGGUUUGUGAGGAUUGCCAUAAUGGCGUGGAUUUGAAUCCGAUGAAAUGCUGGAGAGUCAAGCUAAUUCGAAGUGAG
This is a messenger RNA of Cadophora gregata, 2849 nucleotides long. RefSeq lists its product as uncharacterized. The transcript is spliced from 2 exons. Bases 104 to 1381 code for a protein of 425 amino acids. The record is from RefSeq and is a predicted model, not a curated record. Lineage: Eukaryota; Fungi; Ascomycota; Leotiomycetes; Helotiales; Ploettnerulaceae.